This is a messenger RNA of Cuculus canorus (common cuckoo), 2067 nucleotides long. It is a transcript of the gene CLEC3A, whose product is annotated as C-type lectin domain family 3 member A. The coding region runs from base 62 to 649 and encodes 195 amino acids. Lineage: Eukaryota; Metazoa; Chordata; Aves; Cuculiformes; Cuculidae. The record is from RefSeq and is a predicted model, not a curated record. Gene Ontology annotation, biological process: ossification. The transcript has 3 exons.
ACUUGCUUCUAGAGCAGCUGGAGAGAAUCUUCUGAAGCUUCUUAAGUUCUUUAAAAGAGACAUGGCACAAACUGGACUUAUGAUUUUUCUGCUCAUAAGCAUACUGCUGCUGGAUCAGACCAUCAGUCAGGCGCCCAAAUUCAAAGCCAGGAAACACAGCAAACGUAGAGUGAAAGAAAAAGAUGACCUGAAGACCCAGAUUGACAAAUUGUGGCGAGAAGUAAAUGCUCUCAAAGAAAUGCAAGCGCUUCAGACAGUCUGUCUUCGUGGGACAAAGGCCCAUAAGAAGUGCUACCUUGCAUCAGAAGGCACUAAACAUUUCCAUGAAGCCAAUGAAGAUUGCAUAGCCAAGGGAGGGACACUGGCUAUCCCAAGGAAUAAUGAUGAAACGAAUGCUCUUCGAGAUUAUGGCAAGAAAAGUAUGCCUAGAGUGUCUGAGUUCUGGCUGGGUGUCACUGACAUGAUAAAUGAAGGGAAAUUUGUUGAUGUCAAUGGCAUGGUUCUACAAUACUUCAACUGGGACCGUGCCCAACCAAAUGGGGGGAAGCAGGAAAACUGUGUCUUUUUCUCUCAGUCCUCACAAGGCAAGUGGGUGGAUGAGGUCUGCCGUACUGCCAAAAGAUAUAUUUGUGAAUUUCUGAUUCCAUAAUUACAUAUACAAAUGCCCAUGACCAUGUUUUGGGUUAUAAACAUGCAGUUUUGCUUGUUAGUAACCCUUUCCACUUAAACAGUGUCAAGAUAAAAAUAUCCAUCUCCUGCAUUUUACUCACUCUUUCCUGAAACAUAAGUUUUCUCUAUUAAUUUAUUUUCUAUUCAGAUGCUAAAAAUGUCUACUGAGUGCUCUUGUUAUGUGCAAGAACAUAUAUUAUGUUUUGACCUAGAUUGUAUCAUCUUUUGGCAUAUUAUUUCAGCCUGAUGUUUGGGUUGCUGGACUUCACCUCCUUUUUCUCUACUUUGCCUCUCCGUGUUGUGACAGCAUUUACUUGAAGUCAGAGCUCUUGUGUAUUUAUGGAAAGUUUACAGAAGAUCGCUGUAUGGUGACGUGUGCCAACGUAAGGUGUAGGGAUCCUUUCAGUUCCAGUGCUUAAAAUGGACUUUGAGGUUAUGUGAGCUCCUGUGAAAAUGGCCAUCAUCCUCAUGGAGUUUAAUGGGACAGAUUUGUUACCUAGAGUUUUACCUAUGGGUUAAGAAAGCCGAGUGAAACACAACAAUCUGAUGUUAAUUUUUAAACUACAUGGAGUGAAAAGUGAUACACUAGUAGAAAAUGGGGGAAGUAGAUGUUCUAAAAUGUCAGUUAGUGUGAACAUGUUUGCUUCUUAAUGUCUCAAUCAUGGUUAAAUACUAGAUGUUGUUUGGAACAUUUCUAAACAAGGAACCAGCCUGGGACUGGAUGAUAACUCUCCUUAAUAUGCCUUCAUAAGACGUGUAAAAGCCUUCUCUCCUGCAGGACCAGAAAGAGGCUUUAUAAUUCUAACAGUAACACUGCCUGAAAGCACAAGCAUGGUGGAAGAAUCCCCUUUCUGGGCACAAAAUGACCGUUCCUUCCCCUUGCUGCACGGCAGGCGGCAUGCUUGAUCGGCCCAAAGCAGUGGGGCCAAGCUGCAGCUCCUUUGGCCACAUGCAAGAUUUCCCAAUUUAACACCUGACAUUUUAAAAUGAAGUAAAACGUGUUGGUGCUGUUCUUAACCCCACAACAGAGAUUUGCCUUCAUAUUAUAAAUGACUGUUUCUUAUGUAAAGGAGUGUCAUUUCAAUAUUUAAACAUAUUGCUGCUUGGAGGCUAAUUCCUACUUUUAAUCUUUUACUUGUGCAAUAUUUUCUUAAAUUAUGCAAUAAAUUUGCUGUUACUGGUAUUUCACUGUACUAUGACCUUUGACAGUUUGUGCAUCCAUGUGAAGGCCAUGCUUUCCUAGGAUUUUCUUGAUGAUUCAUGAGGGGCAUUGUAUUCGAGCACAUGAUACGAUACCUUUUCUUCACAUGCCAAAGGACAAAGUUUGGAUCCCUGCUUGCCUAAGGGCUAUGUGAGAUGCAACUGUUAAAUGCUGUAAUGUAUUGGGAUUCACUUCAU